This is a messenger RNA of Durio zibethinus, 2177 nucleotides long. RefSeq lists its product as uncharacterized. The record is from RefSeq and is a predicted model, not a curated record. Lineage: Eukaryota; Viridiplantae; Streptophyta; Magnoliopsida; Malvales; Malvaceae.
UUAAUGCAACUAUCGCCCAACCAAAUGCUUUUACUCCUUUGAGUUGCUGCUGUGAGUUGGGGAUAAGGCUGCGGAAAUCAGUGAAGUUGAGCAAAGUCAUGGCAGAUUGGCAACGUAUCUUGAGCAAGAACACUGGUGGUUGCAGUAGGAAAUCAAUGAGAUAUGAAGAUUUUGAUGAAGAAGAAGUGUGGUCUUAUGAGAAGAAGGAAGAUUCAAGUUCCACACCAAGGAAACCUAGGGAGUCCUCAAGGUCUUCCUCUGCAUGGCGCCUUCCAAGCGCACCAAGAAUGAUCCAAAGAGUUAGCAACUCAGCAAGCCAUGAAGCCAAGGUGGCUCAGCAAUCAUCAACUCCAAUGAAUAUCCCUGAUUGGUCCAAGUUAUAUGGCAAGCAUGCAAAUAUGGAGUCGUCCAGAAACGGAUCAUAUGUUGACAACAGGGAUGGAAUUGCUUAUAAUGAUGGGGAUUAUGGUCGUUGUGAGGAGGAUGAAGAUGAUGAUAUUGUCCCUCCACAUGAAUGGCUAGCUAGGAAGCUUUCAAGGAGUCAGAUUUCUUCUUUCUCCGUUUGCGAAGGGAUGGGAAGGACGCUUAAAGGCAAAGAUCUCAGCAAAGUGAGGAAUUCAGUUUUGACAAAAACAGGUUUCCUCGAGCAUGUAAUGAACUUGGAACUAGAAAACGGUCUUAAAACAAGUUGGAGCUGCCUUUUUGCCGUGGUUUUUCAAGAAGAGGAAAGGAAAAAAAAAAAAAAAAGAAAGUUGGCUGCCUCUGAGAUUUUGUCUGCUUGUGGAAUAGGGUUUGUUUGUGUUUUGUAUAUAGUUGGAGUGCACCUUUAACAGUAAACAGAAAUAGUCAAUCAUCUUUCAAUUCUUCUUUUGGCUGCUCUUACAUUUAUCAUCAAAUUUUAGAUCUUUAUAGUUGAUUUAACAAUUUUUAGUAGUAGUUAGUAGUUCUAAUUCCUUCAUGACUGUUGUUUUUCCUCUCAGUGUCCAUAUAUUUUAAUGGUUUUUUUGUACUUCCCUUCUCUAUUGUUUCUUUUGUUUUUGCGGGUCAAAACGCCAAACAACAAAGUCAACAGUAAAGCGUCAAACUUUCAUCCUGUCCAAAAUUUGACCUGUUUCUAUAAUAGCCAAACCCAGAUUUUAACAGGUUAACCCCAGCCAAGAUGAAGAAUCACAAACAUUGGCACUCUCGCAAUUCUCAUUUCAAUGAAUCAAUUCUUUAUUUAUGUUCUUCAUUUUUAGCUGUUAGCUGAUUACUCUCUUGUUCUUGCUGCUUCAACUCCAAAGCUAUGUCUCCUCAAACAAGAUAAAAGGAAAAGAAAUCUAUACUUAUAGGGCAUAAGAUAAAAGUAUUCAGAUGCAUCUUCAGCCAUUUCCUUCAGAAUCAGGGGCCACCAUUAUACAAAAAGUUUGCAGAAGGGAAUCGUCUUGCUGCUCCUGGUUGGGCAGAUUUUUAUCAUAUUUAUAUAACUAUUAUCUAUAUACAACACAGCCUACAUUUUGAUUCAAAGAUUGUACUCUUGCAUCUCCACAACUUGGUUUUUGGUUCUACCCUUUUGCCGACACGAAUUCAACUAUUUUUUUCCCUCAAUAAUUCUCCCACCACUUCCUCUGCUUAAACGUAUGACCCUUAAUUCGUUCAAAGGACCACUCAACUCUCUUUCUGCUUGCCAUCAGCCACAUGGAAAGGUGUCAUGCAUAAGCCACAAGUGGUGCUCCCAUUAAAAUGAAACAAAUCUAGUUCUAACUUACAACACAUUAAUUUUAUUAUUCCUUUGAACUUGCUGUUGCUGUUGCUCUCAUCUUUAUUGCCCCUUUGUGGUAUUAUUAUCUACUUUAUACCUUAUCAAGGAUAUGCCAACACAAGUUAGGGCUUAAAGUUGUUUCUGAUUUUGACCUGUACAUCCUUUGCCAUUAAUUCAUCACAACAAACCAUUUUUGUCAAAUGGAUGUUCCAUCAUUUAGAAAGGUACCAUGGCUGGCUGCCACUAUCAUAACUACUCCCAUCUUUAUCUUUCAAAUUAAUCGAUUGAUGAAAAAUCUAGGCUAGGAACAGAGCCGUUUUCAUUUCCAUACCUAGCAGCAACUCUCACUCAAACUUCCCUUUUCACCACAUUUUGUUCUUGUUUGUAGUUUAAUAUUUUAACAUCGAUUUACUAAAGUACUGCUAAUUACUCUUUU